AGGGGAGAUGCUGACUUGUCCUAGUACCGCUAAACUUAUCUCAUGCCACGUCACCACCUCCUCCAUUUUCUCUCUUCGCCACCUUCCGUAUAUCUUUCUCAUCAACACCUACCAGAUUCACCAUUUCCUUUACUCGCUCAAUCAUGGAGAAUACUCAAACAAUCACGGAGAACACAAACUUCCACCGCCACCAACAAGUCGUCACAAAAUCCGAUGGCUGUGAUUUCCCCUUUGAUGACUGCGAUUACCAAUCAGGAUUUGCCAACAGCUUCGAGUCUGAGGCCAUCCCUGGAGCUUUGCCUGCUGGCCAGAAUAGCCCGCUCGUGUGUCCUUAUGGUCUUUAUGCUGAGCAGAUCUCUGGGUCCUCUUUCACUUCUCCUCGCAAGCUUAAUCAACGCAGUUGGCUAUAUCGAAUUAAACCAUCGGUUACCCAUGAGCCAUUUAUGCCACGGGUUCCAAGUCAUGGGAAGAUAGUGAGCGAAUUUGACAAGACAAACAGUUGUACAACGCCUACUCAGCUACGGUGGAAGCCUGUGGAUAUCCCCGACUCCCCAACUGAUUUUGUUGAUGGGUUCUACACAGUUUGUGGGGCUGGUAGCUCCUUUCUUCGCCAUGGAUAUGCUAUUCACAUGUACACAGCUAACAAAUCAAUGGACAACUGUGCUUUCUGCAAUGCUGAUGGUGACUUCUUGAUAGUUCCCCAGCAAGGAAGGUUAUGGAUAACUACCGAAUGUGGAAAGCUGCAAGUCUCUCCUGGUGAAAUUGUUGUUUUACCUCAAGGGUUCCGUUUUGCUGUAGAUUUGCCAGAUGGCCCAUCACGUGGUUAUGUUGCUGAGAUUUUUGGUACCCAUUUUCAGCUUCCUGAUCUUGGGCCAAUAGGUGCUAAUGGCCUUGCUGCUUCAAGGGAUUUUCUUGUUCCCAAGGCCUGGUUUGAGGAGUGUUCUUGUCCUGGAUACACUAUCAUACAAAAGUUUGGUGGAGAACUAUUUACUGCAAAACAGGAUUUUUCUCCCUUCAAUGUAGUUGCCUGGCAUGGUAAUUAUGUUCCAUAUAAAUAUGAUCUCAAAAAGUUUUGCCCCUAUAAUACUGUUUUGAUUGAUCAUAGUGAUCCAUCAAUAAACACAGUUCUGACAGCACCAACUGAUAAGCCUGGAGUGGCAUUGCUUGAUUUUGUCAUUUUUCCUCCCCGGUGGUUGGUUGCCGAGCAUACUUUCCGACCUCCAUAUUACCAUCGCAAUUGUAUGAGUGAAUUUAUGGGCCUGAUUUAUGGUGCAUACGAGGCAAAAGCUGAUGGUUUCCUCCCAGGUGGUGCAAGUCUUCAUAGCUGCAUGACUCCACAUGGUCCUGAUACGAAGACAUAUGAGGUUCUCAGACGAUGGAUGAAUUCAGUAGAAACCUCAUAUUGCUAAAUGAUUUUCUUGGGGUGUGGUGCUAAUCUAAAUCAAUAGUUUCUUUUGUGUGAUUAGUAUAAAUUUUAAGAAGUAUCUCUCAUUUCAAUGUCCAUACACUGCUGCAUUUCAAAAUGUUUAACUGUCUAACAAUUCAGCAAACUGUCAUGAUCUAAAAACACUGUAUUUGCUUCACAGACUACCAUUGGACGCGGGAAUGAUGCAGUCCCAUAUAAAAUCACCGAUACAAUGGCUUUCAUGUUUGAAUCAUGUUUAAUCCCCAGAAUCUGCCUGUGGGCAGUUGAGUCCCCAUUUGUGGAUCGUGAUUAUUACCAGUGUUGGAUUGGACUCAAAUCCCAUUUUUCACAUGGAGCAGAUCCUAAGAGCAAUGGUAUAUAAAAUGGACAUCAGGGAAAUUGAAAGUAACGUGGCUCAAUUUGGUCAUCAAACAUAAAUCUUGGGCGUGAGCUCUGCUGCUCAAUUGUCCAGCAUGUAUGCACAUAAAGCAAUAAUAAGAAAGGAAUAGAAAUAUAUAUUCAAGUUGGCAAACAUUGAAAUAGUAAGCUUCUGUAUUUGUAAUUAGUCGACUGAGCCAUGAAUAUUGAAUAAUGCAUAUAAUGUCCGUUUCGUC
Hevea brasiliensis (rubber tree) is the source of this 2019-nucleotide messenger RNA. Its product is annotated as homogentisate 1,2-dioxygenase. Gene Ontology annotation, molecular function: homogentisate 1,2-dioxygenase activity. Bases 144 to 1409 code for a protein of 421 amino acids. Gene Ontology annotation, biological process: L-phenylalanine catabolic process. The transcript has 9 exons. Gene Ontology annotation, cellular component: cytoplasm. Lineage: Eukaryota; Viridiplantae; Streptophyta; Magnoliopsida; Malpighiales; Euphorbiaceae. The record is from RefSeq and is a predicted model, not a curated record.